AUGCCCUAAAAUACGAAACUUUUCCUUGUAAACUUGAAAUUAAAUUACAAGGCAGUAGAAUCCUAUUCAUGUACCACCAGAGAAGAGAGGCACAAGCUAACGAGAUUAAUGGGAGUCGGAGCAAUGAAAACGACGGCGUUUCGUCGAAGGGGCCAGCGCUGCGGCUGUAUCCAUGUGUAGAGCAGAAGGCGGAGAACUAUGAGGAUUUAGAAGAAGAAUUGGAGUUCAGCCCACACCUAUAUAGUGCUCUUGAGCGGCAUCUUCCGAGCAGCGUCCUCAGUUCAUCGCGAGACAAUAAGGUCCAAUACAUGACUGAUAUUCUCCUUCGCUACUCUCCCCGCGCCGACCGCAGUCGCAUGCAGAAACAUGGAGAAUACAGGCAGAAAAUCAUAUCAAACUAUCAGCCUCUACACAGGGUGUUAUAUACCAUGCACGCCACAGAUUUCUUUGUACCUUCGUUUAUUAAGGCAAUCAGUGAGAAUAAGGAGGAAAGCUUCAGAAAAAUAAUGUCUGAACCUUCUCCAGGUGUUUUUACAUUUGAAAUGCUUCAACCACGUUUUUGUGAGAUGAUGUUGGCUGAGGUACAAAACUUUGAGAAGUGGGUUCGUGAAACAAAAUUCAGAAUCAUGCGUCCCAAUACUAUGAACAAAUUUGGAGCCGUUCUUGAUGACUUUGGCCUUCAACACAUGCUUCAGAAGUUUAUGGAAGAUUUUAUACGCCCUAUUUCAACAGUUUUUUUUACUGAAGUUGGUGGAUCCACACUCGAUGGUCAUCAUGGUUUUGUCGUUGAGUAUGGGACAGACAGAGACAUUGACUUGGGUUUCCAUGUUGAUGAUGCGGAGGUCACUUUGAAUGUGUGCUUGGGAAAGCAAUUCACAGGUGGAGAGUUGUUCUUCCGAGGCGUACGGUGCGAGAAGCAUGUGAACUCUGAUUCACAGCCAGAGGAGAUCUUUGAUUAUGUGCAUGUUGCGGGGCGUGCGAUUCUACAUUGUGGUCGCCAUAGGCAUGGUGCUAGAGCGACAACAUCUGGGCAGAGGAUCAACUUGUUGAUAUGGUGCAGAAGCUCUGUUUUCAGAGAAAUGAGGAAGUACCAAACAGAUUUUCCAAGCUGGUGUGCAGUGUGCAAGCGUGAGAAGGAAGAAAGGAUACGGCAAAAAGCUUCUAUUCUCAAAUCGGAGCUGCGCCUGAGAACUGUAUAGCUAUUUUUCUUAUCCAUUUUCAAGAGUUGCAGAGAAGGGUAGGAGAAUGUGGAACUUCACGGUGUGAAUCCGAAUUUCAUAUAAGUUUUAAUAUGGGUAUCGCAAGGAAAUCGAAAAAAGGAAGAACAGAAAAGUAGGGGAAGCAGCUGAUGCAUAGCUGUUUAGUUUUUUUUUUUAAAUUUAACUAUGACCUGGUGUGGGGGAUUAGCCAUCAUCUUCAAGGCUAUUUUCUUGUAAGUGAUAUACGAAUGGAUGUUAGUUUUUGCCAUUUGCGGAAUUGUUGGGAAUAAAUCCCCCACAGUAAUAAUAUUCACGGUAAUAAAAGCGGAAUAAUAAUAUAGCAGUGAGAUACGGUAAUCAACAAGAAUAAAAGAGUAACAAUGACACCAAGAUUUUUACGUGGAAAACCCUUCUGAAUAAGGGA
Molecule: messenger RNA, 1623 nt
Organism: Nicotiana attenuata
Lineage: Eukaryota; Viridiplantae; Streptophyta; Magnoliopsida; Solanales; Solanaceae
Exons: 10
Coding region: 69-1199 (376 amino acids)
Molecular function (GO): L-ascorbic acid binding; iron ion binding; oxidoreductase activity, acting on paired donors, with incorporation or reduction of molecular oxygen
Source: RefSeq, a predicted model, not a curated record